UUGAAAAGGUUCGAGGCCUUGGGGUCUUCAUCAUUUCUAUACUUUCCGUUGUCUUUUGUCGAAGAAAAGAAGAACCCAGUUCUUAGUACCCACUAAUUGAAAGAAUUACUAUAAAAGAAAUCGUUUUUGUAUUAAUCGGCGAUUCCUCGGGCUAGCUUUGUGUUCAAAGGUUGAACUUCUUCUUAGCGCCGAGCAAGAGUUCCCAUAGGUCGGCCCACCCUGAUACGGCCACGUCAGAGGACCCCCAUGAAGUGAUGACGUGGCGAGAUCAGAAAGGGGGAAGGAGUAGAAGGUUGUAAUGGAGAGAGGUGAGAAGAAGCGAGGAUCCAUUAUUUGAACAGUGGUCACAUUCGUAUACACUUGUCGGCUACAAAACACUCAAAGCACAGAGACUGUCAUGGUUUUUUUUCUCUCUCUCUGCUUGUUUAACUUAGAAAGUUAGAAACUCUACAGUGAGAGAACGAAAGGAAACAGAGCUCGUUUGGAGCCUUAUUAGAGUUAAAGAAGGAAAGAGAGGAGAGAAAUCUAAUGGAGUACGAGAGAAUAGACAAAGUUCAGAGCGGUAUCUCUAUUUCACCAAGUAAAUUGAGGAUGAAGCUGAUGGGUCCUCUUCAUAGAAAGAAGGAUGGAUCAAACAGCAACUCUUCAAGGACAUCUCCUUCUAGGAUUGAGGAUGCUGAGUUUGUCAACAGUCUAUUAGCCUCUAAGAGUGGAGAGUUUUAUGAGGAAGUUCCCAGCUUAGAUGUUGCACCUGUCAAAAUAUCCAAUGAGACAGUGUUGGAUUCCAGCCUAAACGAUCAAAUUUCUAGCCAACCAAAGGAGUCACUGCCUAGGGAGAGCAUCGAUGUGGGUCGUUCUAAGUUGCAGCAAUUCUCAAAGAGUGAUAAUGGUAAUUCUAGUGCAAUUCAUCCAAUAAGGACCAUAGAAGAUGAAAAUCUUGAUUAUGAUAGUAAUGCUAGUUCAUCAAGCUUUGAGUUUCACAAAGGGGAGAGAGCACUUCCUAAUUCCAUGACAAGGUCAUACUCAAGACCUAUGUCAUCUAAGUGGAAUGAUGCAGAGAAAUGGAUAAUGAACAGGCAAAAUUUGCAAGCUACCUAUGCUAAGAAGAAUGCAUUUAACAACCAAGCUAAUCGCUUUCACAUGACAAAUAUGGUGAGAGUUGCUCCAGAAUCUGCAAAUUAUGAUCAGAGGUCAGCUGUUAAUCGCAUAGCUGACACUAAGAGGGUAGAUUUCUGUCAAUCUGCUGUGCAGAUGCCUUUCGAGAAGUUCUCUUUUAUUCCUGCUGGAGCUCAUCCAAUUUCAGCUCAAGCGUGUGGAGGAAAUCUGUCAAGUGAUCAGUAUCCUCACAGUAAGGACUUGAGAGAAGUGGCUCAGAGGGAAAGUUCAGCAGAAGAUACUACAGUUGUACCUGCAAUAAGAUCAGUUUCUAUGAGAGAUAUGGGAACAGAAAUGACCCCUGUUACAAGUCAAGAGCCUUCUAGGACAGCUACACCUGCAGGGGCAACAACCCCACUCCGAAGCCCAACAUCUUCAAUUCCAUCAACUCCCCGUAGAGGGGAACCAACAUCAACGCCUUUGGACCACACUACAGAUGAUGAGUCACAGCGUCCCACUAAUAAUCGCAAGAAAGAGUUGUCUGAGCAAGAAUUGAAGCUCAAGACAAGAAGAGAGAUUGUAGCCCUUGGUGUCCAGCUUGGCAAGAUGAAUAUCGCUGCUUGGGCAAGCAAAGAUGAGAAGGAAAACAAUACAUCUUCAGUUGAAACCAGUAAUACAGAGGAGCCUGAACAGAUUGAAUAUGAAAAGCGAGCAGCAGCAUGGGAGGAAGCUGAAAAGUCUAGGCAUACAGCAAGGUAUAAACGUGAAGAGAUCAAAAUUCAAGCAUGGGAGAGUCAGCAGAGAGCAAAACUAGAAGCAGAGAUGCGGAGAAUAGAGGCGAAAGUAGAGCAAAUGAGAGCCCAAGCUCAAGCAAAGAUGGUGAAGAAGAUUGCUAUGGCUAGGCAAAGAUCAGAAGAAAAACGAGCUGCAGCUGAAGCCAGAAAAAAUCGAGAAGCUGAAAGGACUGCUGCUCAAGCAGAAUACAUUCGGCAGACAGGAAGAAUGCCAUCAUCCCAUUACAUCUGUUGUGGCUGGUUGUCAUAAUAUAGUAAACAAUGAAUAAAAGUAAAAUUGCUCAUACACUCCUUGAGCCCCCAAGUAGCAAAUCUCAUGUCCUCUGUCUUGAGCUUUAGUGAUGGUCCAAGAGUGUUGUAUUUAAUAGCGUGGCCUCAGUUUUUAUUGUUGUUAAAUGAAAGAUAAAAUGAAUACUGCAAUCGAUGCAAUUAAUGUUAAUGCCAAUAGUAUUUUCACA
Theobroma cacao (cacao) is the source of this 2347-nucleotide messenger RNA. RefSeq names its product Remorin family protein. NCBI's taxonomy places the organism in Eukaryota, Viridiplantae, Streptophyta, Magnoliopsida, Malvales, Malvaceae. The record is from RefSeq and is a predicted model, not a curated record.